AACAGCACCACCAAGACUGCCAUCGUCAUCGCCGGUCCAUGUGGCUCUGGCAAGUCAACUCUUAGCUUGGCCGUAUCAUCUACGCUCAAAGUUCCUUUCGUCGAAGGUGAUUCACUCCAUACCCGAUCAGCGGUAGAGAAGAUGGAGUCGGGCACGGCGCUUGUUGAUGAGGAUAGAUCAUCAUGGUUGAAGAGGCUGUGUGUCCGCGCUCAAGAGACCCUCUUUGAUCUCGGCUAUGACUCAGUUGUCAUGAGUUGCUCUGCUUUGACAACUGCUUACAGAGGUACAAUGCGCCAGCAGUUGCAGAAGCAACGCGUCAGGGUGCUGUUCGUAGACCUGCAGGCUGGUGCAGAUGCCUUGGCUCAACGCUUGGAAACGCGUGCAGGACACUACAUGAGUGCAACUAUGGUCAACGGGCAAAUUGAUCUCCAUGAGGAUGCGGCUGUGGAGGAAGUGGACGUGUUCCCCAUAGAUACAGAGGCCGGGAAAGCAAAGGUUGCAGAAGAGGCAUUUUGGUUUUUGGCAAAGAUUGUGAAUUAG
Molecule: messenger RNA, 540 nt
Organism: Fusarium vanettenii 77-13-4
Lineage: Eukaryota; Fungi; Ascomycota; Sordariomycetes; Hypocreales; Nectriaceae
Exons: 1
Cellular component (GO): cytoplasm
Molecular function (GO): gluconokinase activity
Source: RefSeq, a predicted model, not a curated record